Messenger RNA from Suncus etruscus (white-toothed pygmy shrew), 1684 nucleotides. RefSeq names its product cytochrome b5 type B. The transcript is spliced from 5 exons. Bases 69 to 509 code for a protein of 146 amino acids. The record is from RefSeq and is a predicted model, not a curated record. Gene Ontology annotation, cellular component: intracellular membrane-bounded organelle; mitochondrial outer membrane. Gene Ontology annotation, molecular function: heme binding. Lineage: Eukaryota; Metazoa; Chordata; Mammalia; Eulipotyphla; Soricidae.
CGGCAUCUCGUUCCCGGAAGUCCGCGUUGGAAUCCCAGCGAGCGGGGAAAGCAGCAAUCUCGGGCCUAAUGGCGGCUCCGGAAGGCAGCGGCAGCGAAGGGCUGGGGCGAGGGGAGGAGAAGCCCGUCACCUACUAUCGCUUGAGCGAGGUGGAGAAGCGCAACUCCGCGAAGGAGAUCUGGCUGGUGAUCCACGGGCGCGUCUACGAUGUCACCCGCUUCCUUAAUGAGCAUCCUGGUGGAGAGGAGGUUCUGCUGGAACAAGCUGGAGCAGAUGCGAGUGAAAGCUUUGAAGAUGUGGGCCACUCCUCAGAUGCCAGAGAAAUGCUAAAGCAGUACUAUAUUGGUGAUGUGCACCCGAAUGACCUUAAACCUGAGGGUGGUAACAAGGAACCUUCCAAAAAAGAUCCAUGCCAAAGUUACUGGUCAUAUUGGAUCUUCCCCAUCAUAGGCGCUGUUCUCUUAGGUUUCCUGUACCGUUACUUCACAUCAGAAAGCAGAUCUUCCUGAGGCGGCCUUGUUGAAGUCUGGAAAGCAAAUCGGCUUGGGAGUGAAAACUAGAGACUUGUUGGAGGCUGCAUUAUUGCCCAUUAUCUUCGUCUCUUUGGAUCCUAGCGGGUUGGCCAGACAUCCUGGCCCCCCACACGCCAGGGCUGUGUCCUAUGUCUCAGCUGCACUCAUCGUUCUCUGCCCCUACCCAAGCUUUCCAUGUCCAAGUUUCCACAGGCACUUUUACCUUUCAAAAUUCAGUUUCCUAAUUUCAGUCCUUGUCUUAGUCACGCUGUCCUGUGGCAAAAAUGCUUUCCAAAACUUUAGACUGCAGAGUGGUCCUUCCCGGAAGAGGAGCACACUCAGACGCUUUCAAGUAAAUAGGACAAAAUUUUGGCUUAUUUUUAUUAUUUAUCAUUAAGGGUUUAGUUUCUUAAUUUGCCCACUAUGAAUUUAAACACAUCUGCCCAAGAUCCUUGUUUCUUGCUUAUAUUUAUUAAAAUACAAAGAAAUGUGGUCUUCUCUGUGAUCCUUCCUGUGAUCCUCAUGUGAUCCUCCAUGUGAUCCUCUCCUCCUUCCUAAGCGAGUAUAGCAGGUAGGCCAGGCCUCCUGCUGACUCCAGGCUGUUAGAUUCCCAAGUGGCACUAGACAGUAUUGACUUCCCUUUUAUUUCUUGGGAAAGGGAGAGAGGAUAGAUUGGUGUGAUAGGAUAAUUGAUAGUAAUGUUUCCGAAAAAUAUUGAAAACCAUUAGGACAGGAAUGUAGAAAUGACACCAGUUUAUAGCCAUUGAUUUCCCCCAUCUCUCUCUUGCUCGCUCUUUUUCACUUACUUUGUGGCAUCAGGGAUAGAACAUUUGAUUUGUGUUCUACCGCUGAGCUAUAUUAUAUUCUCACCCUCCACCCCCUCCUGCAGCCAUCUUUUCUUGUUCAAAUGCAAAUUUAUAAUUACGUCUGAGGAAUUUUACCAGAAAAUUUUGAUGUUCUAUGUUUAUUGCCUCACUUUAGUUCCACCUUUUAUAAAAUGAUUCAAAAUUGAUCCAAGGUAGACUCUUUGAUCUGUUUACCACUUUCAUAUAGUAAAAUGUUAGAUUGUGCGCAAUUGUAGCCAAGAAUGUUUUCUAUUACCUUGCUGGCAAUUCCAAUUUGUGAUUUUGUUUUGUUUUCCAUUGAGAAUAAAAAAAAGACCAAACUGGUAA